Messenger RNA from Postia placenta MAD-698-R-SB12, 2530 nucleotides. RefSeq lists its product as hypothetical. The record is from RefSeq and is a predicted model, not a curated record. Gene Ontology annotation, molecular function: DNA-binding transcription factor activity. Bases 27 to 2036 code for a protein of 669 amino acids. NCBI's taxonomy places the organism in Eukaryota, Fungi, Basidiomycota, Agaricomycetes, Polyporales, Adustoporiaceae. The transcript is spliced from 3 exons. Gene Ontology annotation, biological process: regulation of DNA-templated transcription.
CCACGACCGCCGCGACCGCCGCCGCCAUGCUCGUCGACAAUCCGUUACAGUCGGGUAUCUCGAUGUCCUCAGCUUUUGAGGACUACUUCAACAUGGACCUUCUCGCUGGCCCAUCCGAUGCCGCUACAAAUUCAAGUGGAUCGCCUCGCUCGGACUCUUCGCCUUCCAACACUUUUUCGACGCUUCCUCCGACACCCCCCAACCCCCUCCUCGACUCAGCAAUGCAGCCGAGCCCAUUUUACGACUUCUCGCUGGACGAUGACUUCUCUAAGAUUGACCUCCCGGCGCCACUGGCAGCGCCAGGUUUCGACUUUUUCGGCGCCUUCUCCACCGCUGCGGCGCAGAUAUGCAACUCGGGAGGCGGAUCGGGCAAUGCGAGCUCGUCCUCGGGCUCGUCACCCGACAGCAUCGACCCACAGCUCGUGAACACUCCGGCGCAAUCGCAGCCGAUGAGCGAGUUCGGCGACGAUGCGGAGGACGAAAACGAGGAGGAGGAGGAAGCCGAGCGCGAGGAUUCGCCCGACGUCCAGGAUUCCUCCAUCGCCCCCUUCAAGGUAGGUGGGAGGGGAAAAGCCAACCGAAAGGGCACAGUCCAGUCGGGCGGGGUCGUCAAGCGAGCCGGAAGCGAGAAGAAGGAGAACAGGCCAUCGAAUAUGCUCUCGACGACGUCAAGCGAGCCCGACGAUUGGCGACCGAGCCCUGAAGAAUACAAGAAGAUGUCGAGCAAGGAGAAGCGUCAGCUGCGAAACAAGAUCAGCGCAAGGAAUUUUCGAGUAAGACGAAAGGAAUACAUUACGACCCUGGAAGGUGACAUCGCCGAGCGGGACCGCCUCAUCGACGCCAUCCGAACAGAGCUCGGAAGUACAAAGUCGGAAAACGUUGCUCUGCGCCAAGAAAUUAGCGCCUUGAAGAAGGCGCUUCUUGAGGGCCGUGGUCGUCCUGAUACUCCUAUCCUCCCUCCUCCUGCACCUCUUCCUGCAAUUCCCGCUUCUGUCUUCGCCGCGAGCUCGUCGAACUCUAGCUCGCCUGCCCCUGCGGCUCCCAAGAGCCCGUUGCUUACUCCGAACACUCAGAAGGACCUCCCGACGUCGCCACGGCUAGGUGCACGGGGCUUCUGGGGUGGUGCAUCUGCUGGCGGAAUUGGUGGCUUCGGUGGCUUCACUCCCGUUCACACAACUCUGGUGCCCGAAUGGGGUAGUGUGUUGUCUGGCAAGGCGCUUGUGGGCGCUAAGAACGGCCGAAAGAGCCCGUCGCUCCAGGAGAACAUUAACCCAAUCCUCAACGCGGCUUUCCAUGGAACAGACAAGAGCAAGGAGCAGCAGCCGCAACAAGUUGGUGGGCUGGACUCAUUCAUGGAGAUGAACGCGUUCAACAUGAACCUACUCGAUGCGUACCGCAUGCAGCUUUGGCGCAACGUGGCUGUUCAGCAACAGUUCCGCAACCAUCACGCCCAUCAGCAGCAACAGCAGCACCAAUCGCAUGCCAGUCCCAGUCCCAGCCCCCUCUCGAGCCCAAGCGGUCUCGCAAGCGGCCUGCGGCCUCACUUUUUCUCCAAGCAAGGCCCAGCCACCUCUGCAGUCUUGUCUGGCAAGGCUGCCACGAACUCACAUCCGACGUCCUCCGUCUUCUCGUCUUCCACCCACAAUGUCACCGCAAAUCAACCCAAGAGCCAGCCGACGCCGACGCCUCAACAAGCCAUGCUCGCGUCGAUGGCGUCGCAGACACUUGUGCGCAAGCUUGGCUCUGCCUUCUGGGAUGCGUUUGCCGCGCGCCCAUCGGGCGUCGCAGCAAGCGGUCGUCGCGCUCCUCAAGAGUUCGAUGCAGACAAGGUCCGCCGGGUCAUGGAGGGAAGCGCUGUCCUCCGUGUCGUCGAUGUCGAGCCACAAGCACAGGCAAACCGCGCUGCAGUGCCGCAGCCGGCCUCCGUGCGACCUCCGCAGACUUCGCAGACGUCCUCGUGCGAGAGGAUGUGCCCCAUCAACAUCACCGACCUGCUCGAGGAGUCGAUGCGCACCUUGAGCCUUGGCAAGAAGUAAGUGGCUACGAUCGCAACAUCGUUUGCCCCUCGUUGGAUGUACGGAAGGAGGACUGUCGGGAAGAGGGCAAGGCAAUGGACUAUGAAAUUGAAGACGAAGACGUGCUUCUUGUACAUAAUCUGGAUCGCCAUGGGUCCAUGUGUCAUACCGGUGUCGAUUAUCUCCUCCUUGUUCUCCACUAUAUCACCCCCUCUCCCUCUUUUUCUUCCGCGCCGCUAUCUCUCAUGCGUGUCUUGCAUUGCACCGCGCGUUGUCGUUUCACUCUCAUCUACGCUCAUCGUCUGUCGCUCCCUGCUUCUCCGUUUCCCGUCGUCCGUCUCGCUCUGCAGAAUCGCGUCCGUUCUCUCGCUCGAUAAUUAUUGUAUGUCGCUUCAUUCCCUAUGCAUCACCCCUCAUAAUCGAGAGAAAGUGUUUGCCGAGUCCCAAUACCAGCGUAGUAGAAAAUUUGUUCAAUCUGGCGACGCACUUGGGAAUGCAUACAACUGCAACUAGUA